Messenger RNA from Aspergillus affinis, 2670 nucleotides. RefSeq names its product putative alpha-glucosidase. Gene Ontology annotation, molecular function: carbohydrate binding; hydrolase activity, hydrolyzing O-glycosyl compounds. Gene Ontology annotation, biological process: carbohydrate metabolic process. Bases 1 to 2670 code for a protein of 889 amino acids. The record is from RefSeq and is a predicted model, not a curated record. NCBI's taxonomy places the organism in Eukaryota, Fungi, Ascomycota, Eurotiomycetes, Eurotiales, Aspergillaceae. The transcript has a single exon.
AUGCCUCAGAAGGAAUUUUGCCCUAAGGGCUACCAAGAAACGGCAUUUCAAGGCAUCACUCCAUCAGAGGUGCAUCUUCGCUCGAAUGAUUCGAAGGAGCAGGCAUUUGACUUCUCGUUCGAAGCAGUGCGUGAAAACUUGUUCCGUGUCACUUUUACAUCUCCAGACCACCCUCUCCCUCCGUAUCCGAACGUGAAAAAGCCAGCAACGAAUGUCGACAAUGCUAGGUCAACAGCGACAAAGGUCUCGCACAAAACAAUUGAGGUCGGCGACGUAAAGGCAUCGGUGGAUUGGGAACACACCCCUGUGGUCUCGUUGUCUUGGAAGGACCAAAACAAGCCAUUGUAUCGAGAUCUGCCUUUGCGAUCCUAUGUCGCGGAUGCCAAGGGCAUCGCGAACUAUAGCGAACAUGACCGUGAUGCGCUUCAUGUUGGCCUGGGUGAGAAGAGAGCACCGAUGAAUCUCAGCGGUCGGCACUUCCUGCUCUCUGCCACCGACAGUUUCGGAUACGAUGUCUAUAACACCGACCCGCUGUAUAAACACAUUCCUUUGUUGAUCAAAGCCACCCCGCAAGGAUGUGUGGCUAUCUUCUCGACAACUCAUGGAAGAGGGUCUUGGUCCGUCGGAUCGGAAGUGGAUGGUCUCUGGGGUCAUUUCAAAGUCUACCGUCAAGACUACGGUGGUCUUGAGCAGUAUCUCAUUGUCGGAAAGACUCUCAAGGAUGUGGUCAGGUCAUACGCAGAGCUGGUUGACUUCCCUCUUCUCGCCCCGCGUUGGGCAUACGGGUACAUUUCGGGCGGAUACAAAUACACCAUGGUGGAUGAGCCGCCUGCAAAUGAGGUUCUCAUGGAGUUUGCGGAUAAGCUGAGAGAGCACGAUAUUCCGUGCUCCGCCCACCAGAUGAGCUCGGGUUACUCAAUUGCGACAAAAGAGCCCAAGGUCCGCAAUGUCUUCAAUUGGAAUUACCAUCGAUUUCCUAAGCCAGAUGAAUGGAUUGCGAAGUACCAUUCGCGGGGUAUCCGCCUUCUAACCAACAUCAAGCCUUUCCUUCUCGCCUCUCACCCUGAUUUCAAGAAGCUUGUCGAUGCAGGUGGGUUCUUCAAGGAUCCGACUACCAAAGAGCCGGGUUUCAUGCGAUUGUGGAGUGCUGGGGGUGCAACAGGGGGUGACGGGUGCCACAUCGAUUUCACCUCAGCCGCCGCUUUCAAAUGGUGGUACGAUGGCGUUCAAAGUCUCAAGCGCGUCGGUAUCGAUGCGAUGUGGAAUGAUAACAACGAAUACACUCUCCCUAAUGACGAUUGGAAAGUUGCUCUUGAUGAGCCAACGGUGGCCGAGGCCGUGCAGAAACAGAGUAAAGACGACACCGUUGGACUCUGGGGUCGUGCGAUACACACUGAGCUCAUGGGGAAAGCCUCCCAUGAUGCACUUCUUAACUUGGAACCCAAGAACCGACCAUUCGUCUUGACUCGAAGUGCCACUCCGGGAACUAUGCGAUAUGCCGCUAGUACCUGGAGCGGUGACAAUGUAACCAGUUGGGAGGGCAUGAAAGGAUCGAACUCCCUGUCUCUUAACACAGGAAUAUCCCUCUUGCAGGUGAGCUCCCCCUUGGUAGAGAACAUUAAACUGAAGUAUACUUACUUUUCCAGUGCGCUGGUCAUGAUAUUGGUGGAUUCGAAGGUAUUUUUCCCACGCGCCCUUAAUUCUCUUGGCCCUAAACAGAGCAACAAGACUGAUUUGCUCGCACCAGGACCUCAACCCUCCCCCGAGCUCCUUCUCCGCUGGGUUCAAUUAGGAAUCUACUCGCCACGAUUCGCCAUCAACUGUUUCAAGACCUCCCCAGGAAACAGUUCUGUAGGGGACGUUAUCGAGCCAUGGAUGUAUCCCGAGAUCACGCCACUGAUUCGAGAUACGAUCAAGCGCAGAUAUGAAAUCCUGCCAUACAUCUACUCGCUCGGCCUAGAAAGUCAUCUCACAGCAUCACCGCCCCAGCGUUGGGUCGGCUGGGGCUUCGAAACGGAUCCCGAAGUUUGGACAAAGCCUCUCAAAUCUGGUGAAGAGCAGUUCUGGUUCGGCGACACCAUUCUUGUUGGAGGUGUAUAUGAGCCCGGCGUCAGCGUUGGCAAGGUAUAUCUGCCCCGAAAGACAAACACCCAGUUCGAUUAUGGGUAUGUGAACAUGAACGCACCAUACACGUAUUUCGCUUCAGGCCAAUGGAUCGAAGUGCCUUCUGAGUGGAAAACGAGUAUUCCGCUUCUCGCCAAAAUCGGCGGCGCGAUUCCCGUCGGCAAGUCCAUCCAGACGAGAGUGCCAGGUGAUGAGACCGCUGCUUCGCUGGCAGUGGAAGAGCUGGACGACUACAGAGGAGUGGAAAUUUUCCCGCCUCGGGGCAGUUCCCACAACAAUGCCUUCUCUACUACCUGGUUUGAAGAUGAUGGGAUUUCGGUUGAUCCGACCAUCUCACGAUACACGCUCAACUAUAGCUCAGCAGAAGACAGGGUCAUCGUCGGGUUCUCUCGCGAUGAGCACGGGGGCUUUGUCCCUGCGUGGAAGGAUUUGGAUAUCAUCCUGCACAAUGGUGAUGAGAGACGCGUUGUUUCUGACUCUGGAAAGACAGUCGAGUACAAGGGCGCCGACAAACGGGGCCGCAACGUGUACACUGUCAAGAACUGA